GCAGGCAGGGAGGGAAGCAAGAAACGCUAAAAGCCCUGCUCUUCCAUAGGCAGGUGAAAGCUCUGUUUGGAGGGAUGUUGUGUCUGCUGGACCUCACGUCUUAGUUUCACCCUGAAUGGUCAGUCAUCUGGCUGAGAGGAUUGUGAAGGAAGAUGAGCUCUCUGCAGAAGCUGUCACUCACCCUCCAGCGCUCCCAGUCUGCCUCCUCCCUCCUUCCAUUGGCCACCCCUCCCAGAGAUAAUGCCCUACAUCUGUGGGGACAGAAGGACGGUAUCCCACCCUCAGAGGUCACAUUCAGUGAGCAGCAGCCUGGACUGAGGGAAGGUUUCGUUCUCCUGAGUAAGGAAGAACCCAAGCAACAGCAGUCAGAGCCAGAAAGUCUCAUCUCCGUGCAGCCUCCACAAUUGGUGCUGGAAUCUGAUACAACUGCUGAACACUACAAUGAGCAAUAUGAUUCCAGGGCAACUUCAGAAGAACAAACAGUGUACAGUGAUGACAGUGGAGAAGACAGCGCUCCUGAGGAACCACUGAACAACUCUGUGGAUGAGGUCUCCAUUUUGAAAAGGCUGGGCCUUCAGAGGGAGUUCUACACUGAGAAAGAAGUCGAGACUGCAUUCGUCCACCUGUCUCUCGCUUUCAAAUCUGACAUGUUCACGUUGAAGCAAAGGCUUGACGUGGAAGAACGAGCCCGGGAUGUGGCUGAGGAAAACAUCCAGAAGGAGCUGGAAGGAUGCAGAAUAAUACUGCAGAAACUGAAAGCAGCUUGUUCGGACAGGCAGAGACAGGAGACUCUAAAACAGUUCGAGUACAACCUUCAGGUUCUGGAAGCUUCCAUCACACAAGUGACCAACAGCUCUGAGAUACUGGGUGCAGUACACCAGGAAGCCCGGGUAAGUGGGGGUGUGCAGGUGAUGAUGGAACAUGUGGCCAAUCUGAAAAGCAUACACGCCAAAGAACAUGCAGAACUGCAGGAAAUGAAGAAAAUCAUUCAGCAGAACUCCAGGAGCCGACAGUUUGGAGACAUGAGAGAUGAUGCCAACUUUCAGACUAAGCAUCAAAUGAUGAGAGCUAUGCAUCAGAGUACAGCUCGCAGGAGGGUGAGCAUCGCUGUCAUUCCAAAACAGCUCGUGACCUUUCAUAUUCCAGACUCCAAAGCAGCUGACAGUGAAGAGUGCAGGAUGGAUUACAGCUGUACAAAGAUCACCAAGCACAAUGUUCCACUACAAAACAGCAGACUACGACAUCCUCAUGAGGACUCAAUUGGGAACUAUGCACAGUGCCUAGCGUCAAAUUCAAACCAACCUAGGCCACCUUCUCAACGCUGUGAGAUUAAAUCUGAGGAGAUCUCAUUUCAUGGAUCAGAAUGCAAGAGGAACUUGAAAGGAAAAGCAAACUGGAAAUCGUCAAGAUCAGGAGAAGCACCAAUUUCCUUAUCAAAUACAUGGAAAUGCAUCUGCCUGAGGCAAAACCAGGAACAAAAAGUAGGUGGCAUAUUGAAGAAGGAAACAUUGAACAGAGAGACAGAGACAGAGACUGAGAGUGAAGAUGAAGAUGGAUAUACAUCAGACACAAUGAGUAAUGCCUCAUUGAUGUUGGAGCAGCAAUCUCCAUUAUCUGGGUUGUCCUGUUUCCUUGAUAGCUACCAGAAGAUACUUACCUCUGUUGUGUUGACUCUCAUUGUCGCAUGGCUACUGCAGCCAAAGUCCUUCUGGUUCUGGCCAUGAGAUAUUGUGCGAACGGAACCUCAAAGCGAAGAUGUCAACAAGUUCUGUCCCAUUCUGACAGGAACGAGUAUUCUGAGAAGUCGCUGGGGAAGGCCCACCUAAAAAAAAAAUAAACCACCAAAAACAUUUGAUUGGAGAUUCAGAAAUUCACAGCAUCUAAAGAAUCUCUUGGUCCAUCAAAGUCAGGCGUGCAUUAAAAUUCCAAAUGAAA
Rhincodon typus (whale shark) is the source of this 1935-nucleotide messenger RNA. Its product is annotated as inositol 1,4,5-triphosphate receptor associated 1-like. The transcript is spliced from 17 exons. NCBI's taxonomy places the organism in Eukaryota, Metazoa, Chordata, Chondrichthyes, Orectolobiformes, Rhincodontidae. Gene Ontology annotation, cellular component: endoplasmic reticulum membrane. The record is from RefSeq and is a predicted model, not a curated record. Bases 153 to 1724 code for a protein of 523 amino acids.